UGCAAUUCUUGCAUUUUAUUUAUUUUCAGUUAGUCAUUAGUUGUGAGUUAUGUUUGUGCGGGCCAAGAAUGGAAUAGAUAGUAUGACUAUAUCGGAUUUUGAUCUCGAGAGCAAGGGGGGUAUCGACCUGACCUGCAAAAAGAGAACAAAGGCGGGAUCCCUUACCUGCGAGGGAUUCAUUACCACGUAUCAUGAGUAUUGCGAGAACACAUCCAUCCACGGAGUCCAAUACCUCGGCGAGCGGGAACGACCUAUACGGGAGCGCAUCUUCUGGCUGUUCGUUUUCCUGAUCUCAAUAUACGGCUGCUCAACCUUAAUCCUCAGUGCCUACACCAAGUGGACCGAAACGCCUGUGAUUGUAAGCUUCGCGGAGAAAUCGACGCCCGUGUGGAACAUCCCGUUUCCAGCGGUCACUGUUUGCUCGGAGACCAAACGAGUGUUAAAGCAGAAAGGUAAGGAGACCACCUAUGCGGAUCUAUACAGCCAGUUCAGCGAGGAAAUGCGAGCCUCGCGGUUGUUUAAGCCCCAAAAUGUUAGUGCUCUGGAGAUGGAGGAGUUCCGCACCCUGCUGCACGUGUGCAACACGCAGAUCAUCGACGAGGACAUGCCCCUAAUAGCCGGCGACGACCUGGACUACUUCGACGUUUUGGAAAGGAUGCUUCCCCAGUUCGAUCGGUACUUCUUCUACUGCCGCUGGCUGAGCCGCUUUGGCGAGUGCGAGAAGUUCUUUCGAAAAACUCUAACGGAGGAGGGCAUCUGCUAUACCUUCAAUGGACUGAGGGCCACCGAGAUAUACCGGGAGGACACCUAUCAGUACCAACAUAGCGGGGCACCCCUGGAAAUGGAAAACAUAAGUUCGAGUCACCUGCCCUGGACCCUGGAAACGGGCUAUGCGCACGGCAGCGAUGUGGAAACCUUUCCGGCGAGGGUUUUGAGUGCUGGAGCGCGAUCCGGAAUCUUCCUGGCGCUCCAAAGCUUUAAGCAGGAAGUAGACUACGCGUGCCGAGGACCUGUACAGGGAUUUAAGGUUCUCCUUCAUGCCCCUGAUGAUGUGCCGCAGGUGUCCAAGCAAUUCGUCCGGAUUCCCAUGGGCAAGGAGGUGCUGAUCGCGGUGAAGCCUAGCAUGAUCACCAUGUCAUCGGGCAUCGCCGAGUACCAUCCGAUUCGGAGACAGUGCUUCCUCAGCCACGAGCGAUCGCUGCGCUUCUUCAAGGUGUACACCGAAUCAAACUGCCAGCUGGAGUGCCUGGCCAAUUUUACGCUGACCAAGUGUGGAUGCGUGAAGUUCUCGAUGCCAAGGAACAUGGAUAUGCCCGUGUGCGGUGAGGACAAGAUCCACUGCUACGACCGAGCGGAAAGGCAGCUGUUGGUCAGGGAGUUUGAACGGGUGAGGGCUCUGAAUGCCGGUCGAGAGGACUCGCGAGGCGUGGAAUCCGCCUGUAAUUGCAUGCCCGCUUGCACAUCGCUUGUCUACAACACAGAGAUCUCACAGGCCAACUUUGAUCUGGAGGAAAUGCUCCAGGCCGAGGGAGACACCGAGUUCCUGCAGGAAUAUCCCGGAUCCCAGAUGUCGCGUCUGUCCAUAUAUUUUAAACAAAGCCAGUUCAUCACUUCUAAGCGAUCGGAGCUGUACGGCAUGACCGAGUUCCUGGCCAAUUGUGGUGGUAUCUUCGGCUUGUUCAUGGGGUUCUCAAUUUUGAGCUUGGUGGAGAUGAUUUACCACUUUACCUUGCGUCUGUUCACCAAUCUAAAGCGGCUGGUCAAAGUGCAGUAAGAAACUGUUUCCAUUUUGUUUUCAUUAUUUAUUGGCCGCGUACGAUGA
Molecule: messenger RNA, 1822 nt
Organism: Drosophila takahashii
Lineage: Eukaryota; Metazoa; Arthropoda; Insecta; Diptera; Drosophilidae
Gene: rpk
Product: ripped pocket
Biological process (GO): sodium ion transmembrane transport
Cellular component (GO): plasma membrane
Molecular function (GO): ligand-gated sodium channel activity
Source: RefSeq, a predicted model, not a curated record